Molecule: messenger RNA, 7595 nt
Organism: Agrilus planipennis (emerald ash borer)
Lineage: Eukaryota; Metazoa; Arthropoda; Insecta; Coleoptera; Buprestidae
Product: sortilin-related receptor-like
Exons: 20
Coding region: 235-6753 (2172 amino acids)
Biological process (GO): post-Golgi vesicle-mediated transport
Cellular component (GO): membrane; Golgi apparatus
Molecular function (GO): protein binding
Source: RefSeq, a predicted model, not a curated record
GUCAUUGUUUAUGACAACGAAUUAUAUUUUAUUCUAAUUUGUUCAUUAUUCGAUGAGCAUUAACGGUUUGUGCACGUACUUUGACGUUUAUCAGCUGAAGUGUUCAGGUGUAAUUUGUGGUGUAGAAAUUAACUGUAUUGUGUCACGUUAGCGGUACUUCUAAUUACUGACAUUAAAAAAACAUAAUUAGUUAAAUUUUUGCUAAUGUGAUGUGAAUAAAUAAAACGCUUUACAAUGUCGAUAUCACAUUGUGCAAUUAUUGUUUGUGUUCAAUUAACUAUUAUAUUUAUUUUACAAUUUGGUGAAGCAGAUUUUCAAACAUUAUCGGCAUUUACAAAAUCUGGGAAAAAUGUGUUGACAUUAGAUGCAUCUAACUCUUUUAUUAGCGAAACCCUCCAACCCCAAUCUCGUAUCAGAAGGAACUCUCUGAAAACGAUGAAUUCCACCCAACCAAGGAUUAUAACACAGAUCAAUCACCUAAAUGAUAGCCAUAAGCAUUUGAUGGUGCAAUGGAUAGGUAAGGGUAGCGACGUAAUUAUUUGUUUGGCUCGCGAUCCUCCUACAUCGUAUGAAACUGAUGUUAUGAACUCCUCCAGCGUUUAUAUAUCUUAUGAUUACGGUAAUACCUACGAAAAUAAAACUGAAUUAUUCAAAAUUUCGAAUAAAACGUAUUCUGUCGUGGAGAAGUUCUACAACCAUGAAAAGUACAACACUCAUUUUGUCUUUACGGACUUGAAAAAUAAAGUCUUAUUUACGACCAAGAAUCAUGGAAGAGAUAUUAAAAAAGUGCAGUUGAAAUUUACGCCCAGUGAAGUAUCUUUUCACGAAUUUCAGCCCCAAAUUUUCCUGAUUUUGGACAAAGUUGAUUCUAAACGGCCUCUUUACCUUACUGAAGAUUUCGGAGAUAGUUGGCAGAUAGUAGAUGAGUUUGUGGAAUCUUUUCACUGGAUUUCUGAAGAUAGCACUAAACUUAGAUUAGUAUUGCAAAGGAAUGAACCAGGGGGUUGGAGCAGUAUUUUUUAUUGUAUGGACAUAACAAAGGACAAAAGGUGGCAUUUGUAUGCCACUGAAGUUAAACAUUUUUUCGUGAAAGAGGAUUACAUUUUCUUUACCAAAAAUGCCAGCAAGAAUAAUCUUGAUCUAUAUGUUUCGUAUAAAUUUGGGGAGAAGAAAAAGUGCGUUUUUGAUUCUGAAUUGGAUCGUAAAAAUUAUUAUAUAGCAGACGUAUCUAAUAAUCGAACACUUGUGGCAGUAAGUCAUACAAACACUUUAUCUCAUUUAUAUGUAUCUGAAGAACUAACUGGUAAAGAUGGAAAGGUUCGUUUCACGUUGUCAUUGGAAGAAAUUUUGUGUUAUUUUCCGAACGAUACGUGGCAAGAUUCUUGGCUACAUCGAAUUGUUGAAGAACCGUUUGCGGAUAUAUACAAGGUGGAGGGUGUUAAUGGCAUUUAUAUAGCAUCCCAAAUUAUUUCCAAACCGUUAGGUCACAAUUUAGGUCCUCAGCAUCUGGGUUCUGUUAUUACUUACGAUCAUGGUGGCUCCUGGCAUUUACUCUCUCCUCCUGCUAGGGAUGAAGAAGGUCAAUUAAUUUCUUGUUCAUCCAAUAACAAUUGUUCCCUUCAUCUAAGUCAGACAUUUAGUCGCCUUCAUCCUGAAACUAGAUCCAUCAGCAUUUUGUCAAGCAAAUCUGCUCCAGGAUUGAUAGUAGCCACUGGGGUUAUUGGAAAGAGUCUUAAGGGCCAUUUUGGAGUAUUUGUAAGUUCGGAUGCAGGAUUUACGUGGCGCCAGGUCUUAAAAGAAUUGUACUUCUUUAACAUGGGAGAUCACGGUGGUGUCUUAACUGCUGUUAAAUAUUACAAAAAUUGGGGAGAAACCCGAGUCGUCCUUUAUUCUACCGACGAAGGUGAAAAUUGGAGCGAAGCGCCGUUUUCUGAACAUAAUUUAAGAUUGUAUGGUCUCAUGACUGAACCCGGCGAAAAUUCUACAGUUUUUACCCUUUUCGCGUCCAAGCCCGAAACGCACCAGUGGAUCAUUAUAAAGAUUGAUUUGAAACCUGUUUUUCAGUACAACUGUUCUGCGGAUGAUUACAAGUUAUGGUCCCCAAGCCAAACUGAGGAGAGUCGUCGUUAUGUACCUUGCAUAAUGGGUAAACAAAUAACGUAUAGACGAAGAAUAUCACAUGCUAAUUGCUACAACGGGUUGGAUUUGGAUCUUCCUGUAUCUUGGGAACCAUGUGAUUGUGACGCCCUCGAUUUUGAAUGUGACUUUGGAUUCGUUCGAGUGGGAAAACCCUACCAUUGUAUUCGUAACAAAACGUCUAGCGAAAACCCGUUUGAAAUUCCAAAAUGGUGUAAACCGGGUCUUUUUUACGUACGCUCGAAAGGUUACCGAAAAAUAGCAGGAGAUGCUUGCGUGGAUGGGUUCCAGGAUCGAUAUUUGCCCGAACAAAUUCCUUGCCCCUUCAAAGAAGUUCCUGAAUUUCUGCUGUUUGCACGCAGAGAUAAGAUUUUCUGGUUUGAUUUAACAACUGAAAAGCUCGAGGAACUUCCAAUUAAAAACUUAAAGAACGUCAUAUCUGUGGAAUUCGAUAUGAAGAAUAAUUGUGUCUUUUGGGCAGACAUUGUCACGGACCAGAUUGGUAGACUUUGUUUAAGUAAUGGAUCUGAACCAGAAAUUUUGGUCUCAAACGAUCUUGCAUCUGUAGAAGGAAUGGCUUAUGAUUGGAUUUCGCAUCAUCUUUAUUUCGUUGAUGGAACAAGGAACAAAAUAGAAUUGAUCAGGACAGAUAUUAAUCAUUUUGGUAGAAUGAGAAGAACUAUAAUUGGCCCCAAUGAUUUGAAAAAGCCCCGGGGCAUUGCCGUACAUCCUGCAGCUGGCUAUAUGUUUUGGACUGAUUGGGCUACUGAAAGUCCCUCUGUUAGUAGAGCAAAUUUGGAUGGAACCAAUAUCAAGAGGUUGAUUGAGCAUCCCCAAGUUGAAUGGCCUAAUGGUGUAACUGUAGAUUAUAUUGCGGAACGUAUAUACUGGGUAGACGCUAAAUUGGAUUACAUAGGAAGCUCUGAUUUGCACGGGCAACGUAUCAAGCACAUCAUUUCAAACAACGACCUCGUUAUCCAUCCAUUUGCCAUUGCUGUGUUCAAAGAUCAAAUGUAUUGGGACGAUUGGAAACAAAAUAUGAUUUUCAGUGCAGAUAAAGAUCACGGAGUUGCAAUUAAGCAGUUAGUCAAAGAAUAUUCCGGACCGAUGGACCUCAAGGUUUACGGACAUAGUCUUCAACAUAGUACCAAUGAUUGUCAAAAUUCUUCGUGCAAAUAUCUGUGUGUUGGAGCUCCAAAACAGAGUCACGUUUGUCUUUGCCCUGAUGGUAUGGAAGUUAAAGGAGGUAAAUGUAUGUGUCCCGGAGGAGUGCCGCCCUAUGCAAACAUGACUUGUUCCAGCGUAUCAAACACUUGCGGCCCAGGUUAUAUCGCUUGCAAAAACAAUCUUUGUGUACCUAAGGGUUGGACUUGCGAUGGAGAAGACGAUUGUGGGGAUAAUUCAGAUGAAAUCAAUUGUAAGGUACAGACAUGUGGCGGUAAUCAAUUUGUUUGUGGAGAUGGACGGUGCUUACCACAUUAUUGGAGAUGUGAUUACGAGCGAGAUUGUGUCGAUGGCUCAGAUGAACUCAAUUGUCCAGUACAAAAUUGCACUAGCUCACAAUUCAAGUGUGGAAAUGGGAGGUGUAUUUCUAUGAAAUGGAGGUGUGAUGGUGAAAACGAUUGUCGAGAUGGAUCUGAUGAAAGAGAUUGCAAUGUUGCAGACCCAGUCACUUGUAAAACAAGCGAGUUUCAAUGUAAAACCGGUGGAAUAAAUUGUGUACCAUCCAUUUGGCGGUGUGAUGGAGAAAGUGACUGUAAAGAUGGGAGUGAUGAAUUGGAUUGUGGAAACAGUACUUGCCCCCCUUCUCUAUUCUCUUGCGGAAAUCCAUCCAAUCAUUGUUUGUAUAUGGCAUGGGUGUGUGAUGGAGAUAGUGAUUGUCCCAAUGGAGCAGAUGAAAGUAAUUGCACUACAACAGCACCCACUUCCGUGUCACCUGUUAAUCCAUUUCCAACUGCUAAUAAUUCCGUUUGCCUUGAUUGGAUGUUCUUGUGUAAAAAUAAAAACUGUAUUCCCUCUUGGUGGAAAUGUGACAUGGCUGACGACUGUGGCGAUAAUAGUGACGAAGAAGGAUGCUUUUAUCCAUCUUCUGUAAUUCCAACUACAGAUCUGGCUACCACAAUGAAGCCUCAUGUUUGUCCUCAAGAUUAUUUCCAAUGUGCAACAGGCGAAUGUAUAUCACUUUCUUGGAUUUGCGACGGCUCGAGGGACUGCAAGGGUGGUGAAGAUGAAAUGCACUGUGAAGGGGCUAGGCACUGUAGUGAUGCAGAUGAAUUUAAAUGUCGAAUGGAUGGAAGUUGUAUUGAUAUAACAAAGGUUUGUGAUAGUCGUUCAGAUUGUCCUGAUGGGUCAGAUGAAACUCAUUGCGCCGAACAUAAUUAUCCUAACGAACCUGCAACUCCUAGUUGCUCUUUGGGUUUCUUCCCUUGCGAUGUAAAUAACUGUAUUCCCCUCGCAGCCCGUUGUGAUGGCUUUGAAGACUGUCGCGACGGAUUUGACGAAUUGAAUUGUAAAAACAUAAAGAAAGUUCACCAAGUAUUAAAAAUGACGGCACUUCAGCAAGGAAUAUCAUCAACUAGUAUUUUAUUGCAAUGGUGGAUAAGAAAUCCUGAGGGAGGAAUUAUGGACUUUUUACCAUCAAUCAGUGAAGUAGGAAAGGACAAAUGGGAAAAUAAAACAUGGAUUACUUUUAUGAUAUAUCGUUUUACCGGACUGAAACCUUUUACUGCCUACAACAUGACAGUGUACACCAGGUAUAGGAAACAUCAAAAUGAUACUGCAGAGGUAUUUCCACCAGCAAAAUUCUAUGUGGCAACAACUGACGAAGAUGCUCCAAGUCCACCAUGGAACUUAACAGUACGGCAAGUAAACAGUACUGAUGUUUUACUACUCUGGAAUGCUCCAUCCACUCCUAGAGGCAUUAUUCAAUAUUACGAAAUCUACGUGUCUCCUCCGGACUCACCUCUUAAUAUUAAAACGAGUUCUAACAAAACCAGUUACUCUCUGUCCAAAUUAUUUUCCUCAAAUCAAACUUAUUCAUUUUAUUUAAUCGCCCACAAUUCAAAAUAUCAAAGUGAGAAAUCCGAAGUGAAAGUCAUUACUUUUGAUGGGGAUUCUUUGGUGGGGAAAGUUUCUGGAUUGAUUGUUAGCAACAUGACAAAUAGUACUUUGAGGUUGUCUUGGAAUGCAAUAGAUAAAGUAGAUGGUUAUAGGAUUCGCCUGGAAACCCUUUCACCCAUGUUUCCUAAAUUUCCGGAGCGUUUCGUUAAGACAAAUUGGACAUAUUUUGAACAACUAUCUCCAGAAGUUGACUACAUAUUCAGGGUAAGUGCUUACAAGAAAAGUUUUUACGGGGAAGAAGUAGGAAUAAUGGUUAACCUUACUGGUAUUCCACUGCCCGAAGUACCCAAUGUCGAAGCACAAGUUAUUAAGGAAAUGGGAACUUCUGUUAAAUUAAGCUGGGACAGGCCCAAGGAUAGUCGUAAAGUUAAAUGGGUUUAUGGAGUAUAUUAUGGCACGACAUUGACAGAGGUUUUGGAAGGGUCUCAUAUAAAUACAACUAAUUUGACAGUGACUGUAUCAGAUCUAGAAGCUUGCGAGAAUUUCAUGUUUAUGAUCGGUGUUGUGGGUCCUUUGGGUAUUGGUCGAUUGUCAAGUCGGAGUCCUCAUGUAACCACACAGGUUAAUAAACAGUCUCCACCCAAGAAGUUGAAGGUGUACCCCCAUUCAAACGACCCACUUCAAAUGGUAGUUGAAUGGGAAGCUCCCUGCUACAGCCUCAUAGAGCCUAUUGGAUAUAUUAUACCUACUUCCAAUGCGAAUAUUAUUAUCAACGCGAUACUGUCGCCAUCUUGUAUUUUAUUCUUUUACAUAACGAAAUCAAAAGUAACAGUAUAUGAAAAAUCUACGAACAGAACUAUUUCGGUUACAAAGGCGAACAGUACAGAAAUAAGGCAUAGACAUACAUUUAAGAUAACUUACGGUGGAGUUUAUGAGUUAAAAGUUGCGACUAACGUAAAGGGUGCAAAGUAUAGUUCCACGGUUACUUACAAUGGACCUUUGCUUCUUCCUCCUCACGAAUUGAAGGUGUUCCCUCAAUUAAAUGGUAGCUACCUGGUCUACUGGCAGGAACACGACAUUUCUCCCAGUGUUGGUUCUUACAUGUACGAAGUUUUAAUUUCUGAAGGGAAUACGUUGAAUGAGACUACAGCCAAACGGUUCUCUGUCAAGGAACCUCCUUUUAUUUUCGAUAAUGCGACAUUUGAUACAUACACUUUUGCUGUUCGAAUGAAGACGAAGGAAGGAUACAAAUCGAUCCUUUCGGAAAGAGCCAGUUCGUAUAAUAAGAAUUAUUCCAGUUGGUCCAAAGUUAUUGAUAAGACGAGUCUCACCGCUAUAGUAGUUCCUUCUUGUCUUUUGUUAAUUGUUCUUGCCGCAGCUUUAGGAUUCUUGUUUGUGCGACAUCGGAAGUUGCAGAAUAGUUUUACGCGCUUCGCAAAUUCGCACUAUGAUUCCAGAUCGGGUGCAGCAACGUUUGAUGAUCAUGGGUUGGAUGAGGAAGAAGAGAGUCCUCAGAUUAGGGGCUUCUCUGACGACGAACCCUUAGUUAUCGCGUAAACGUGUGUUACACUCUUAGGAUUUUUGGUUUAGAAUGUGAAGUUACCACUCCAAUUUGAUAAAAUACUAGCGAACCAUCUGAAACAAAACAGGGUGAAAUUAAUAAAAACGUUUUAUAAAAUGAGAAUACUGAUUUAUCGUAAUAAAAUAAAAAUGUUCUAUAACAGAUAUAUGUUGUAAUGUUGACUGAUUUAAAAAUGCAGUAUUACAUUAACUAAUUACUUUCAAAGAUUUUUUUAUGUAAAAUAAACAUUCAAUUUUCAUUGCUCAAUAAGUAGUCAAAUUUAUAUAAAAUUUACUACAUUUUUGUCAUUACUGUAUUUGUUAAUCAGUUAGUGUGUUGUAGAAAUUAUUUUGAAGUAAUUGACUGUUUAAAAUGUACUAGCUUCUAUUAGACAUUUAACGUUAACCUUACCAAUCAAACGAAAUUAAUAAUGAAGUAUAUGUUACGGUAAACAUCGCUUUUAACUUUGUAGAUACGAAAUUUUAAAAAAAAUUUAAUAAGAAGCAGCUUUGCCUACAUAUGUUUGUAAUUGCUGCUUUGUUUUUAGGAUAAAAACAAAAUAGUAAUGUUUUGUUAAGUGGUGAGCUAGUUGUACAGAGAUUACUUUCAGAUAUGUUCCAUAUUUUUUUUUUUUUUUUUAGUUAGAUAAAUCUUCUGUGUUAUCGAGUGUUUUAUUAUCAUAUUUUUAUUUGUUGCGUUUUGAAGUUAAUGAUAAAUAUAAUUAUUAUUAUUAUUGACUUAUUUUUGUUAACUGAAUACAUAUUAUCUUACAAAGACAAUUCAAUGUCAGUGUGGGUAGUUAUGUUUAGUAUUAUUAAUAUUUUUAGUCACUUUCUGU